This is a messenger RNA of Helianthus annuus (common sunflower), 1470 nucleotides long. RefSeq lists its product as uncharacterized. The transcript has 3 exons. NCBI's taxonomy places the organism in Eukaryota, Viridiplantae, Streptophyta, Magnoliopsida, Asterales, Asteraceae. The record is from RefSeq and is a predicted model, not a curated record. Bases 1 to 1470 code for a protein of 489 amino acids.
AUGGAGUCAUCUACUUUCUCUUUCAAUCACAUGUGGGGAAGAUCUGUGUUCCAUAUGUCGGUGGUUGAUUCGGUGGGCAGGUCUGGCGGAUUGGCAUCUCUCUGGAAUCCGGUUGUGUUCUCUAGUCGCGAAAUUAUCAAGAAGAGGAAUUCGCGACAAGGGCUGUGGGUUUUUGCCGGGGAUUUUAAUGAUGUUCGACAUCCGGAGGAACGUAAGAACUCGGAUUUUGUGGUGGAAAAUGCUGAUGCCUUCAAUGAUUUUAUCUUGUCUGCAGCUCUUCAGGAAUUCGAUAUGGGUGGUGCAAAAUUCACCUACAUUUCGGAUCGGGGGGAUAAGCUAAGCAAGCUUGACCGAUUCUUGGUAUGCAUUGGUUUUGUGGAAUCAUGGCCCGGUACAGUGCUAACGGCUCUAGAUAGGCGAUACUCGGACCAUCGCCCACUUUUGUUAUCUACCACCCCCACUAAUUUUGGCCCUGUACCCUUUCGGUUUUACAAUUCUUGGCUGGAAAAACAAGGCUUUAUGGAGUUCGUCAUUAAUAAGUGCAACCAGUUCUCAUUUAUCGGUCCUGGGGAUCUAGCACUUUCCACUAAACUUAGGUGGCUAAAGAAUAGAAUCAGGGAAUGGAUUAUGGUGGAUAAACAUAGGACCAAGGGAGUGUACUCUUUUCACAAAGCUAAGGUGGACGAACUAGAGGCUUUAGCGGAAGUGAGGGACUUAAAUCAAGCCGAGUUGGAUUUAAGAAUGGAGCAUAAACAAUUUUUGAUGAAUAUUGAUGAACAAAAACAAAUGGAUGAGCGUCAAAAGUCUAGAAUUAGAUGGGCGAUUCAAGGGGAUGAAAAUUCUGGUUUUUUUCAUGCUACGCUCUUCUCAGAGCCUAUGCAGAAUCGGCCUUCAAUAGUUUUCAUGCCUGCUAGUAGUCUUUCCACGGAAGGUGUGGUGUUGACGCAACCGUUUUCGUUAACCGAAAUCAAGGAUGCUGUUUGGGAGUGUGAUGGUGACCGGGCGCCUGGGCCAGACGGUUUUAACUUUAAGUUUCUGAAAAGAUGUUGGAGUGGGCUGCAAAGGGAUUCUUUAAAGCUGUUUAAUGACUUCUAUAACAACCCAUGUCUGAAUAACAGGUGCUCUUCUUCUUUUAUCGCCUUAAUUCCAAAUAUUAAGGACCCUAUGAGGCCGUCCGAGUUUUGUCCUAUAAGUCUCAUAGGUUGUAUUAAUAAGGUUAUAUCUAAACUGUUGGUGAACCGGUUGAAAAACGUGAUUCAUAAACUCAUUUCGGUGGAGCAGACGGCGUUUCUUGCGGGAAGAAAUAUUGUCGACGGUCCGUUGAUGUUGAAUGAAUUAGUAGCAUGGCUUAAGCUUAGGAAAAAGGCGGGUAUGAUUUUUAAAGUUGAUAUACAUAAGGCGUACGAUUCGCUUAGCUGGGUUUUCCUGAAUUCGAUAAUGGAACAAAUGGGUUACCCACUUUUACGGUGA